ACCAAAACAACACAAACCUGCGCUACCCCUACCUACUAUACAGACGCAUCCAGCUAGAAGAUUGCUACGUUCUUAAAAGAUGUUUAUCCCUACCUGAGAACAAGUCAAAGUUAAAUUAAAUGAGUUUUGUUAACAUAACGGCUAGAGAAAAGGUGAAUACUUCGCUGCAUUUGUUCACCCCUCAACCAUAGCCUCUAUCGACUAUGGAGCGUCCAUCAGGGAUAAGCAUGGAAUCACUGAGAUUGCUAACCUGGUAACUAACAACGGACCAGGGAAGAACAGGACAGAGACCAUCUAAAAAAUCCCUGGAGAACAGAGAGAUAUUACCGGUGCAUGGAAUCGCAUACAGCAGGGUAUAGAGACAUACGCUUCUACCUUCCUAUAUAUCAGGUACAUGCACGGUUGAUUGGAAUAUUAAUCAUAAAGCAUCUAUACCUCCAUCGCAUGCUCUUUACUAGGAAUGAAUAUCUAUCAACCUUCAGCUUCAAAAAGCCGGAAAUUCCCGACGAAGCAAACGAAAGCGAGAUCUCAAUCGCAACCAUCCAAGUAACAGCACCAGCCACAACAACUACUCAAUCCCUACAGGAAGAUACAGUAUACUAUACUUCCAUGCAAGAAUCACCAGAUACCCACCGCAAGCAGCCACUAUAACAAUCAACCGAAUGGGUUUCGGCCGAAACCUGCCUGCACUCCAUUUACUUCAGCCACCAGUUGUAUAGUAAACCGAGAAGUAAGAGUUGUAAAAAUCAUAUGAUCCACCCCAAAAGAAAACGAAAGAACAUAAUAAAGCCAAGCUCAAUACCCCUGCAAGUAGCACAAACCAGCUAAGCC
Messenger RNA from Aspergillus welwitschiae, 831 nucleotides. RefSeq lists its product as uncharacterized. The coding region runs from base 334 to 651 and encodes 105 amino acids. The record is from RefSeq and is a predicted model, not a curated record. Lineage: Eukaryota; Fungi; Ascomycota; Eurotiomycetes; Eurotiales; Aspergillaceae. The transcript has a single exon.